CAACCCCCCUUAGGUCUUCCGUAACGCGUAAGUAAUCUCUGGAUUCGGUGGUUUCACCCAACAGCCCCAGCCAAGAAAAAACAAAAUCAAAAAAUUCGGGACUCUUUGUAUUGAAUUAUCCUAACAUUCUUUCUUUCCAGCAUCGAGGCCGGCGAUGCUGUCGAAGUUGUUGCCGUCAACGACCCCUUCAUUGAGACUCACUACGCUGUAAGGUUUUUUUUCACGCUCAAACUCCCCAAAGCUCUGAAACUAAUCCCUCUGCUUCUAUAACAGGCCUACAUGCUCAAGUAUGACACCACUCACGGUCAGUUCAAGGGCACCAUUGAGACCUACGAGGAAGGUCUCAUUGUCAACGGCAAGAAGGUCCGUUUCUUCGCUGAGCGUGACCCCGCUGCCAUUCCCUGGGGUGAGGCUGGUGCCGAUUACAUUGUCGAGUCCACUGGUGUCUUCACCACCACCGAGAAGGCCUCUGCCCACUUGAAGGGUGGUGCCAAGAAGGUUGUCAUCUCUGCUCCUUCUGCUGAUGCCCCCAUGUUCGUCAUGGGUGUCAACAAUGACAGCUACAAGAAGGACAUCAACGUCCUCUCCAACGCUUCUUGCACCACCAACUGCCUUGCCCCCCUGGCCAAGGUUAUCAACGACAACUUCGGUAUCGUUGAGGGUCUCAUGACCACCGUCCACUCCUACACUGCUACCCAGAAGGUGGUCGAUGCUCCCUCCAACAAGGACUGGCGCGGUGGACGUACUGCUGCCCAGAACAUCAUCCCUAGCUCCACCGGUGCUGCUAAGGCUGUUGGCAAGGUCAUUCCUUCCCUCAACGGCAAGCUUACCGGAAUGUCCAUGCGUGUUCCUACCUGCAACGUCUCCGUUGUCGACCUGACCUGCCGCCUCGAGAAGGGCGUCACCUACGACGAGAUCAAGGAGACUAUCAAGAAGGCUUCUGCUGGUGAGCUCAAGGGAAUCCUCGGUUACACCGAGGACGAUGUUGUCUCCAGCGACAUGAACGGCGACACCCACUCUUCCAUCUUCGAUGCUAAGGCUGGUAUUGCCCUCAACGCCAACUUUGUCAAGCUCGUCUCCUGGUACGACAACGAGUGGGGCUACUCCCGCCGUGUUGUUGACCUUAUCUCCUACAUUGCCAAGGUUGAUUCCCAAUAGGAAUCAGGUCGGAGACCAGAUGCAAGAAGUGUCCUAUAAUGGAGUCUUCUUGAACAUUCGGACUACGCCAUCUAACAAUGACUG
Messenger RNA from Aspergillus ochraceoroseus IBT 24754, 1242 nucleotides. RefSeq names its product glyceraldehyde 3-phosphate dehydrogenase GpdA (gene gpdA). Gene Ontology annotation, molecular function: NAD binding; NADP binding; oxidoreductase activity, acting on the aldehyde or oxo group of donors, NAD or NADP as acceptor. Bases 280 to 1158 code for a protein of 292 amino acids. The record is from RefSeq and is a predicted model, not a curated record. Lineage: Eukaryota; Fungi; Ascomycota; Eurotiomycetes; Eurotiales; Aspergillaceae. The transcript is spliced from 2 exons. Gene Ontology annotation, biological process: glucose metabolic process.